CGAUGUUGACACGGCUAAAACUUUCAAGUUGAGGGGGGAUUUUCUAAAUGUUAUCAGACAUAAUAUUAUAUCACAAUAACUUAGUCCUAAAAGAAAAUACAAAUGAAGUAAAACCAACAGAAGCAAACAUCUGAGCGUGUUGAGAUGUGAUCAAGAACAGAUCAAGAACACAGCUCAAGCAGUAGUGUUCAGCAGUGGCUAGCAGUUUACUAUUCUGUUUUGUGCAAUGCUAUGAAAGGGGGAUCCAUGUGACACGGAUAAAUGCAUUCCACAGAAGUGAAGGCAUUGUACCUUGUGGUCCCAGCCAACAUUCUGUACACCCUGGCCGCAGUGACAGAUGCCUGGUUCGAGCUCCCCCCUCACGCGUCCUACGGCUUGUGGUGGGUGAACUUCUGUGAUUACCUCUCCUGUCAGAUCAUUCUGGCUUUCCAUUCGGAGGAACCAGGUUGGUAUCACGUGUUGCAGGUGUUGAGUCUGUUUGGAUGGGCCAGUCUGUUACUGUCUCUGCUGAUGCUCUUAUCAACACGAUUUGACAAGUGUUUACCAAAGAAGUUAAUGACCAACCAAAGAAACACGACUGUAGCAGCAGUUUGCCUAUUUUCAGGAUUUUCCAUCUCGUCUAGUCUUGUGAUGUUCUAUACCAAACUGGAUGAAUCCAGUCCGAAGGCUCACCCGCAGAUUUCCUGGUCCGCUGUGUUGGCUGGAGUGUCAUGUAUCUGUCAAUUGUUAACUGGGAUGUUUCUGAUGCAGGCUCCAUCACUAACAGUCCUCAAACUCACCGGUUAGGGUGUGACAGUCCUUAAACUCACCGGUUAGGGCUGACAGUUCUCAAACUCACCAGUUAGGGCUGAUAGUCCUCAAACUCAACGGUUAGGGCUGACAGUCCUCAAACUCACGGUUAGGGCUGACAGUCCUCAAACUCAAUGGUUAGGGCUGACAGUCCUCAAACUCAACGGUUAGGGCUGACAGUCCUCAAACUCAGCGGUUAGGGCUGACAGUCCUCAAACUCACCAGUAAGCGCUGACAGUCCUUAAACUCACCGGUUAGGGCUGAGCUCACAAACUCGCUGGUUGGUGCUAACGGAAAACAACAACUGAACCAUUCUUAAAGCAUUUAGCUCAUCAUAUACUGUGAAACUGCUCUGAAGCGAAUACACACAGUACCAAGUAACAAGUCUGGUUUUAAACUCGCAGACCCUAGUUUCAGCACGUGAAAAUGGACACUAAGUUUGGUCAGUCUACAAACUUGUAACACAUCUGUAUGAAGUUACAAUAAAGUGAAACCAGAGUCUGUAACUUUGAAACAGGCUAGAGCUUGUCUCUAUAACCGUUAUUUCUCAGAAGUUAUUGGAAUAAUAGGAAUUAUGAAAUAUACAUUUCGCAGUAUAACCAGAAACAUUUGGAUGUACGGAAAUGGAUAAUCUAAACAAUAAACUUAAGUAAUGUUCCAUUUCGAUCAUCAAAACUGAAUCAAAUAAUGAAAAAUAUGUGGUAAUCAAGUGGUUAAAAACUAGGGUCUGUCACUUUAAUGGGUAUCUGGCUAAGAGAGGUUCUGUCUUCUACUAUCUAAAAAUGGACUAGAAAAAAAUUCAGAUUUUGAGGGAAUUCCAGGUUACUAAGGGUCCCUUUUAGAGAUUUUAUUGUAUUAUGUUUCCAAAGGACAGACGAAGGGCACAGAAAUAUGAGGCAGUCACCAAGGGUGAACUUGAGAGGGCUCUGGCUAUGGUAUGGGAGUUGGCAGCAAAUGCCAUUUUAUGCUGUCGACUCACGCAAAAGGGUUUUUUUUAAUUAUUAUUUUUGAUACAUAUCUGGUUUUGUACGGGUCAUGGAUAUCCUGAGAAGUCACAGAAAUUGUAAAUGUCAAAUGAAGCCUGGUAAAUCAUGAAAUUUUGAGUUGGGUUAAUGAAAGUUGUGGAAAAUGAAAACUGACAAUCUGAGGGUUUUUUUUCUCAAAAAUUUAAAAUAGCACAAGAGAUUGGCCAUUUACCUUAAAAUGUAGUAAAUUAUUAGAUUUAAUAAGUCAUUGUAGUGAAAGUUCAUGUUUUGCUUCUAAGACAUUUUGUUUCUAAUACAUUUUAAAAAAAGGAGUGAAAUGACAAAUGUUCUAGAAAAAAUGAAAUAUUUUAUAAAUAAUAAAACAUUUUAGUGAAAGGUUUGACAGCAUGAAGGCAGUAGAUGCAAAACAUAAACAUUCAUUCUUGUGUCCUUAUGUCAAUGAUUGCAAAAAUGGAAAAUGUCUCAAAAAACGUAACUAGUAUUGGUUUUGUAAAUUAUUAUAUGUAAUAUUGUGUCUGCUUGUUGGAAAUGUGAUGUUAUUUGUUUUUAAGUAUCUACAAUACAAGAACUGGCUUGCUCAGAAUGUUAUAAAGCUUACAAGUCUGUCUAAGAGAAGUAGUAAGUGAUUUUUUUUUAAUGUUGAUAUUUAUAUUUUAAAAUGUGUAUUGUCAGAUAAACCAAGCAAUGUUUUACAGCCAUUAAAUAUACUUGUAUGUAUAUGUUUUUGUUUCUUGGUGGGUUUUUUUUACUUUUAGAAGAGAUAUGGUCUCAUAAAACCUUACUGAAUAUGCCAACUAUACUGACUUUUUAUACGAUCGUCUUUGACUUGGUUGUAUUAUGGUAUUGCGUCUGUCACUUAGCACAUACAUAGUUCUGUCCAUAAACGUUUUGUUUCUGGGGCCAGGGGCAGAUUAUGCUUUAGGUAAGGUUUUUUUUUUAAACAAUAUGUAAAUGUUUAUAAUUUGAAAUUAAACAUUUUACAUGGACAUCAAUUUAGAUCUACGUGGUGGGGUUGGGUUUUUUUUUAGGCGUGCAACUGGGAAACCCUCAUAAUCCGCCCCUGGGGGCAUAUAUUUCUUAUCAAUUCAUAUAGGAUUAUUAAACCUUGUAAUAUAUAUGCAAGUACACCUUGGGAUGACGGUGUGUCGCGUACGGGCAUAUGUACCUCACGAGUACUCUUGUUAAGUAUUAUUUUGACAUGAAUUGUGUUUGUGAUGUGUGUUAUUGUGUUAAUGAUCUAUAUGUACAUUAUUUGUUUCAUAAAUUUUGUUUUAAAAGGUGUUGACAACUUGACAUAAAAAAAAUUAAGGAAGGCAUAAAUCAAAUACUCGAUUAUCUAAACAAAGGUGGAUGUUUUACCUGCAUGUGGUAAAAGCUGGUACCCGUGUUGUUAAGUUUGAAUAGUUAAAUGUUAUAUAAUGUGUUAGACCUCAAUAGCAACCUUAAUAUAAAACAGUAUUCCAAUA
This is a messenger RNA of Gigantopelta aegis, 3241 nucleotides long. RefSeq lists its product as uncharacterized. NCBI's taxonomy places the organism in Eukaryota, Metazoa, Mollusca, Gastropoda, Neomphalida, Peltospiridae. Bases 262 to 786 code for a protein of 174 amino acids. The transcript has 4 exons. The record is from RefSeq and is a predicted model, not a curated record.